This is a messenger RNA of Calidris pugnax (ruff), 3894 nucleotides long. It is a transcript of the gene B3GNT9, whose product is annotated as UDP-GlcNAc:betaGal beta-1,3-N-acetylglucosaminyltransferase 9. Bases 586 to 1833 code for a protein of 415 amino acids. NCBI's taxonomy places the organism in Eukaryota, Metazoa, Chordata, Aves, Charadriiformes, Scolopacidae. The transcript is spliced from 3 exons. Gene Ontology annotation, cellular component: membrane. Gene Ontology annotation, molecular function: hexosyltransferase activity. The record is from RefSeq and is a predicted model, not a curated record.
CCCAUAAACCAACAGAAUGGGCGGAUGUCCCCAGCCUGGCUCCGCGCUGGCCCCCUCGACACCCUCUGUGGGGUGGGGAUGGCGGAGGGACGGGGGGCUCCCCGGGGCUGGAGGCCAUCCGCGCUCCCCGGUCACGUGUCAGGCGCUUGGCAGGGGGACCCAGCUCCUUCCCCUGGCGCCGUCGCUCCUUCCACUGCGCUCCAGAAAGCCGGGGUAUGCGAGGAGGGAGCCCGGGGUCUCCUCUGGGACCCCCCCUCGGCACUCGCACCCCUCCCCGGCGGGAAGACGAGGGGCUUUGCUGCCUUUGGGCAUGAAAAAGGGCCUGGAGCGCGGGGCCAGCCAGCGCUGAGAGGAUUUCCUCGGUUUCGCUGAAGGGCUGAGGAAUGUCUAACGCUAACCACAUCCAGAUGUGCCUCCUUGGCAGCCGCCUGCCGAGCCAUUAGCGAGGGGACGCGGGAUCAGCGCUAUCGAAUGGGAUUUGAAGAACUGAUCGAAUGAGACAGAAGAUCCGUGGGAAAAGGAUGGACAUCGGGGCCAGGCAGCUCAAACACAGCUUUUAACAGUCCCAGAAGCACGGCAGAGACAAUGAGAGUUCGUCUCAAAGGGGACGCCAUCUGUACCCUCCUCCUGCUGGUCGCGCUCUGUUCUUUGCUCUACUCCCAGCUGGAACAUUUAGUCCCGGUAGGAAACAAGGAGCCAACAAAGAAGCAGCCUUCAGUAACAGCAAAAAUAUUCUCCACGCCUAGAGCACCUUGGAGACCAAUGCCAGCAGAGGCAACGGUACUCAAGCCCCACGUAACUCCCGUCAUUAGACGACCAGAAGUGGCCAACAACAGGGUCACAACUACAACGAGACCCCCACUGACUGAUUCCGCCUUCAAUUUCAAGCGCUAUCUCCUAAACAAGGAUAACAGGAACUUCAAUCUCCUCAUCAACCAGCCCAAGAAAUGCAGGAAAACACCCGGAGGUCCCUUUCUGCUCAUCGCUAUCAAAUCGGUAGUUGAAGACUUUGACAGACGUGAGAUUGUCCGGAAAACGUGGGGCAAGGAGGGUUUGGUGAACGGGGAGCAGAUCCAGCGAGUGUUCCUCCUGGGAACACCAAAGAAUAGGACAGUGCUGGCAACAUGGGAGACUCUGAUCCAUCAGGAGAGUCAGACAUACCGAGACAUUUUACUCUGGGACUUCAUGGACACUUUCUUCAAUCUGACCCUGAAGGAGAUCCACUUCCUGAACUGGGCUGCUGAAUUCUGCCACAAUGUCAAAUUUAUUUUUAAAGGUGACGCCGAUGUUUUUGUCAAUGUUGAGAACAUUGUUGACUUCCUUGAGAGACAUGACCCCGCUGAGGACCUCUUUGUUGGGGACAUCAUCUACAACGCACGCCCUAUUCGUGUCCGAAAGAGCAAAUACUACAUCCCAGAGACCAUGUAUGGACUAAGCAUCUACCCAGCCUACGCAGGAGGAGGAGGGUUUUUGCUGUCCAGCCAUACCAUGAAGAAGCUCUCCAAGGCUUGCAGAGAGGUGGAACUCUUCCCCAUUGAUGACGUCUUUUUGGGCAUGUGCUUACAGAGAAUCAACCUCAAGCCCAUUUUGCAUGAAGGUUUCAAGACCUUUGGCAUUGUGAAGCCUUCUGCUGCCCCACACCUACAGACAUUUGACCCCUGUUUUUACAAAGAUCUCAUGGUAGUGCACAGUCUGAAAGUUGCUGAGAUCUGGCUAAUGUGGAACCUGCUCCACAGCCCACGUCUUUCCUGUACUCAAAAGAAGCAAGUCAAGAAGCCUUUCCAAUGGAAAAAGAAAGCUCAAGUAACACCACAGGCAUCACCUCUAAGCUAAUGCAGGCAGACGGCAGCAGAAACACACAGAAAACCAGCUAAGAAAGGGAACCUGGAACUGUUGCAACCAAAUGAACUCACUUUAGAAGUAGAUUAUUUUAGCACAUCUUAUUUACAAUGUUAAGAGAAGACUAUUGCAGGGAUUUGUCAAAAUUCCACAUUUGCACACACAUACCGUGUAGGUCCUUCUCCAUUAAUGAGUCCAAAUAAUCGUAACUGUAUCUUUAAUUUAUUAUUAUUUAUUAGAAUUAUAGUAGUGCUUAGUGGGCCAACGUGUAAAAACACAUAGUAAAAUGCAACCUUUGGAGAUUUUUCAGCAUGGCUAGACAUGUGAGAAACGAAAGAAGACAGAGGGUAGGAGAUGACGCCAAGGAGCCCGGGGAUCGUUGUCCACUUGGUACCUUGACUCAGACUCAUUGAGAAAUGACGGAACUGUGCAGUAACUAGCGUAAAGGAAAUCAAACCCCUUAGGGUACACUCAGAUCCUAUCACCGCUGCCUGGUUGGCUUUCUGUAGGCCUCAUAAGAGAACAACAGAACAACUAACAGCUAUUGAAAUGGGGUCCCAUACAUGGCAGGUAGGGGGGACUACAAGAACAGAAACUGGAGGCUGAGGUUGGCGUGGCUGGUUGAGCAGAGGACAGGUAAGUGGGUAACUGGGAAGAGGCAGACUCCUGAAGGGCCUUUAAAGAAAGGACAAGAAAAACCUUGAGUUAGUCCCUCUAAGUCUUGAUUUUUCAUCAUUCAUAGCAACAUCUCAGUUCAAAUAUCUGCUCCAUUGACACACUCGGGACUCAGGGGACCAGUUUUUGGCACUUCCAUGAGCUCAGGCUCUCUACAUCAUGCUGAGUGGAACUCAGUGGAAACUCAGAAUCAUUCAACAGCAUCUCAUCUCUCUCAUCAUCUAACCCAGAUCUUCAGAAGGUCUGCAUCUGCAGAGAUCCUUUGGCCUUCACUUGUGAGGGUAAAACCACGCAGAGCUGCUGCUUGCGUCACAUUUGGGAGCUUCUUCAAACCAAAAGAAAACUUGUCAAUGGACUGGAGUGGUUUCUGUAGACAAGAGCAGCCAAGACUCUUCAUACUGCUGUGGGUGUCAUGUGAAGGGAGAAAGUAGCCUUCAGACAAAAGGCCUCCAGAAUAAAAGCUUUUCUAAAUUUAUUGCAAGAAAGCAAAAACACAAAGCAAUCUUUCUGUUGGCCUUUCCAAGUUUCACUCAGUCUGUAACUAUUUCAAGCAUCGGACAACAACACUGGAUUGCUUAGUUUUUCAAAGAACAGGCAAUACUUUGAAGCAUUUUGGUUUUUCCAGCAGCAGAUUACCUUAAAUGUACCUCCUUUUCUUGGACACCAAACAAGAAGUAAUUCCCCUAAAUCAAGGUUAAAAAGCUAUAAAAUUCACAGGGCAAAGAGCUUGAAUCCACUUCUGAUAUUGUGCUAAUUCUUUUCCAAUUUUUUCCCCCCAUCAACAAAAUUCUUCUCCAUCAGAGAAGCCCCAAUGCCAUCCCUUUUCAGGAGGGCACACAGCUUCAAAGGAAACUACAAUCAGUCAUAAACAUUCAGGGGGUUGUCUUCCCUUAAAAAGAGCCUGCAGCACAGCUGCAUUUCAUAUCUGGGUAAACCUUUCUCCCACCCAGCAGCGGUCCGGGCUCAGUACUGGGAUUAACGGCGCAAACCAUGGAGGAAAACAAGCUGGUAAUAGCUAUUGGUAGGCUACUAACAACAGUUUUAAAAUCUUAUGGUGUGGGUAGCAUGUAAGCCUUGCAGUAAUGUAUUUCCAAGGAAAGGUCAGCUAUACAGAAAUCAAAAGACCACGUGUUGAUUUGGGAUGUUUUCAGGAUGCCAUCCCGAAAUACAAAAUGCUCGUGGGAGCUUUACGCAGCACCCUGUAGGGUGUGGAAAUAAGCCACAGCCUUGCUGGUGGCAGAAAGCCAGUCACGGCCCUGUCUGCUGACGUGUGUGACACUUAUGUAUUUAUGGACUUGUACAGAAAUGUAUUACCUGUGAUUAGUUUACAGUUUGGGAAAUUAUUUAUGCCAUAAUUAAAAGUCAACGUGCUGAUGUGCC